AUGAAUUUUAAAAGUCUGUUCUUGUCCUUCUUCCUGGUCUUCGCGGUUGGACUCGCUCUGGUCCACGCCGAGGAGACUAAGGAGCCACGAGGCCCAAAGAUCACAAGCAAGGUUUUCUUUGACAUUGAGCAUGGAGACAAACCUCUAGGAAGAAUCGUGCUUGGAUUGUACGGCAAGACUGUCCCUAAGACAGCUGAGAACUUCCGCGCUCUCGCUACCGGUGAGAAGGGCUUCGGUUAUGAGGGCUCUACCUUCCACCGUGUCAUCAAGAGCUUCAUGAUCCAGGGCGGUGACUUCACCCGUGGUGACGGUACCGGUGGAAAGUCGAUCUACGGCGAGAAAUUCGCGGAUGAGAACUUCAAGCUUAGGCACACCCGCAAAGGACUUCUGAGCAUGGCAAACGCUGGCAAGGAUACCAACGGCUCUCAGUUCUUCAUUACCACCGUUCCUACUCCUUGGCUCGAUGGUCGCCAUGUUGUUUUUGGUGAGGUUCUUGAGGGCUACGAGGUCGUCGAACAGAUCGAAAAUGUUCCCAAGGGUCCUGGCGACAAGCCUGCGGAGACAGUCAAGAUCGUCAAAAGUGGACAGAUCAAAGACGAAUCCACCAAAGGUAGCCACGAGGAGCUGUAG
Aspergillus fumigatus Af293 is the source of this 630-nucleotide messenger RNA. It is a transcript of the gene cyp6, whose product is annotated as putative peptidyl-prolyl cis-trans isomerase (CypB). The record is from RefSeq and is a predicted model, not a curated record. Gene Ontology annotation, cellular component: fungal-type vacuole; endoplasmic reticulum. Gene Ontology annotation, molecular function: peptidyl-prolyl cis-trans isomerase activity. Gene Ontology annotation, biological process: protein peptidyl-prolyl isomerization; protein folding. NCBI's taxonomy places the organism in Eukaryota, Fungi, Ascomycota, Eurotiomycetes, Eurotiales, Aspergillaceae.